This is a messenger RNA of Gilbertella persicaria, 817 nucleotides long. RefSeq names its product phosphatase inhibitor-domain-containing protein. Gene Ontology annotation, molecular function: protein phosphatase 1 binding; protein serine/threonine phosphatase inhibitor activity. The record is from RefSeq and is a predicted model, not a curated record. The transcript is spliced from 4 exons. Gene Ontology annotation, cellular component: nucleus. Bases 264 to 737 code for a protein of 157 amino acids. Lineage: Eukaryota; Fungi; Mucoromycota; Mucoromycetes; Mucorales; Choanephoraceae.
CUGUAUAUUUUUAGUGUUCUUGUUCCAUCAUUGCUCCCAUCGAAAAUAAAUGAAAGUUAACAUAUCGUUCAAUUUCUCUUUGUUUCAAUCAAUGCAAAUGAAUACAUCAUAGCUGCGUGUAGCUUUGUUUGUGCUUUCACAUCGUAGGUAUCUACAUUUUGUGACAAGCUGUUGUUUAAAGCUGUUCAUUGAAUGCAUGUCGGACAUUGAAAGUAUACAAAUUCGAGAAAGAAAAAAUAAGUCUUCUUUUUUUUUUGAUAAACAUGUCAGCACACCCAGAAACUUUUACAAGAACAAGAGACGCUACACCAACAGUCAGUCAUGGCUCGAGGACAAUAGCUAUAGAAGAAAACCAAGUCAUUAACCCAAGCGAUGAAGAAACAACAUCAGACGAAGGUGAACAUGUGGGUAUACUUCGUCUAAGAGGAGAUAUGAACUCAAGAAGAAGAAGAGUUAUUCAGUGGGAUGAAAAUGUGAUUGAUAACGAACAUAUGAACAAAAAGAAAUCAAAGGUUUGUUGUAUUUAUCAUAAACCCCGUCCUGUUGGAGAAUCUUCAGAUAGUAGUAGUAGUAGUAGCAGUAGUGAAAAUGACAGUGAUAGCGAAGAUAGCCAUACAGGCCACUGCAGCCAUAGACAUGGAAAGAAGAAAAAGAAGAGAAAUCCCAGAGAUGUUAGCCCAAAUGCAUAUGAACGUCAACCAGUCUAUAAAGAUCGCCCUAAACCAGUAAAUCAAUAAAGGGAUUUAUUAUCAUAAUAAAACCAAAAGAGAGAGCAGAGGAAUGUUUGCUUUUUCCCUUUCUCUCUCUUUAUGAACCA